Messenger RNA from Naegleria fowleri, 3801 nucleotides. RefSeq lists its product as uncharacterized. Gene Ontology annotation, molecular function: protein binding; mRNA binding; translation initiation factor activity. Bases 1 to 3801 code for a protein of 1266 amino acids. Gene Ontology annotation, cellular component: eukaryotic translation initiation factor 4F complex. The transcript has 2 exons. NCBI's taxonomy places the organism in Eukaryota, Heterolobosea, Eutetramitea, Acrasida, Naegleriidae. The record is from RefSeq and is a predicted model, not a curated record.
AUGUCUAACAAUCAACAAACAUCAUCAACCCAUAAAAAACCCCAUAAUCAAACUUCUGCAUCGUCAUCCUCUUCUUCCUAUGCAAGUAAUACAGGUGGAUAUAAUAAAUCUACUUCUCAUACUUCUGGGGAAGGCCGAGGUGGAUAUAGAGGUCAAAGAAGCGGAAGCUAUAUCGGUAAGCCUGCAUCAAAUGACGUAGGCUCGAGCAACACCUCCUAUGGAGGAGGAGGAAGAGGUGGCGGAAGCCAAUAUCAGAAAGGAGGAGGCCAAGGUAGUAGAGGAGGAAGAGGCAGAGGAGGAGCAUCAUUUCAUCAUCAUCAUCGUCCUCCAACUUCUGAAGGCUCUGCCCAUCAUACACAUUCAAACAUCAGCACUACUACAAUGGCGAAUCCAACAGAUGUUGCUUCAUCAAAUAUUAUCACCUCCAAUAAUAAUAAUAUUCCAUCAACAACAACAAGUGUUCCAUCUACUCAUCAGCAACAACCACAUCAUCACCACCACCCUCCUCACCAUCAUCAGCAACAACAAUUACCCUCGAUAUCGAAUGUUGAUUUAGCAGCAACCAUUGGAAGAACAUCGAGUGCUCCUCCUGCAACAGGUGAUCACAAUACCACAACUCAGCACCCAACGAGAAUUCCUGAGCACAAGGCACACAAGUUGCAUCCACCUCCUGCAUCUCAUGUUUACGCUAAUCCUCCUGUCAUGAUGGUUCCAUCAUAUGGGUACCCAUAUAGCCCUUAUCCUCAAUACUACCCCCAACAGCGUCCAUCUGGUUCUGUCGAAAUUGUAAAGCCACAAAGUUCAAAGAUUACUAUAGUAGAUCCAAACUCAGGCUCUGUGGUUGACCUCAAAGAGGAAAAAACUACUCCUUCCGACAAUACUAGCUCCUCAACAACAGCAACUACUACAUCAACAACAAGCGUUGACACAUCCAAGCAACAACCUCCAUCAUCAGUAUCGAAGAAUGAAAUUACGAAACCGGAGGAACCAACUAGCGUAGAAACGACAAGCAAAAAAGAGGAGACAGUAGAACAAACACCUGUUCAACCUGAGUCUAAAAAACCUGAGGAAGAAGAGCUGGAAAACAAACCCGAAACAACAACAACACCACACGAUAAUGUUGAAAGCGCAGAAAACAGAGCUGAACAAGUAUCUGACCAAAAGGUAUCGGAACCAUUAACUCCCAUGUCUGAGUAUAGUGAGCAAACACCAACUGCAGAAGAAUCGUCUGCCACUUUUGAAAGUUCUCAAGACAAAAUUGACGAGGAUAAGGUCGUGAAGGAGAAUCCAAACGAAAUUGAAGGUUUCGAGGACUCAGAAGAAGAACCUGAGGAUGAAUCUGACAAAACCAAGAUUUAUUCAAGAGAACAACUUCUUCGUUUCAAGGACAGCUGUACUGAACCUCCUGAAAAGUUGAAAUCUCUCGAGAUUUUCCAAAGUUUGAAGUCCACAGGCACAACAAGCAGAGGCGGUGGCAGAGGAGGUGCUCUCACUACUCGCCCAUUUAGUACUCCUAGAGGUACAAGUAGAGGAGGAGCGACCAUACAGAGAGGAGCAUCUGGUGCAGCAAGAGGUGGUGGAAGAGGAGGUAAAGAUUUGAAACAAUCCACAAAGAAGGCUCCUGAAAAGCUUCAAAAAUCUCAAAAUGCUUUGAAGCUAACAAAGGAAAAAUCAAAGGAGGAGAUGAUCGUUGAUGAAGUUAAAUUCAUUCUUAACAGAUUGACACCAGAGAAUUAUGAAAAACUGAAAGUUGAGUUUUUGGGAGCAUGUACAAGCAUGCCUGGUGAUGAAGGCGUUUUGAAUGCUAUAAUUGACCAAAUUUUCAGCUAUGCAAUCAAUCUUCAAAACUUUUCUGCUCUUUAUGCAAGACUUUGCGCUGAUUUGAGCUCUGAACUCAAGUCGAAGAUUGGUGAAGAAAACACUAAGCAAUUCAAGAGAUUGCUACUUAACAAGUGCCAACGAGAAUUUGAGAAAGAAAAGGAAGAAGAGCUUAAAAACGCUUCAGAAAAGUUAUCUCCAGAGGAGCUAGAGGAAAAAGAAUUUUUACUGAGAAAGAAGAAGGUCGGAAACAUGAUCUUCAUCGGAGAGCUUUAUUUACAAGAAAUGCUCAGUGAAAAAAUUAUGCAUGAAGUCAUCAAGAGACUUUUGAUUAACCCCAUCCCUUAUCCUUCAUCUGACGACAUUGAACUUUUAUGUAAAUUGCUGACAACAAUCGGCAAGAAGUUAGAUCAUGAAAAGUCGAAGAAAUAUGUCAAUUUUUAUUUUGCAAGAAUGGAAACACUAUCACAAGAACCAACUAUAGCUUCAAGACUUAGAUUUAUGCUGAAGGACGUUAUUGAAAUGAGAACUAAUAAUUGGGUGGCAAGAAUUGAAAAAACAAAGGCAACAAAGACAAGACAAGAGGCAAGAGAAGAAGCUGUUAAGCAACAAAUGGAUCAAAUCAAAAAACUUGAAAAACAUCACCACCUAAGGAAGCCAAAUAACAAGACAAAGACAUCCUAUGUUACCAAGCAAUCUGGAGCCCUUCAAGCUGAGAGAUAUAGAAAGAUGGAUUCCAAGAAGACUCUUGCACCUGGAGGUGGUAUUGUUAAACAAGCUCAAACAUCUACUCAAGGUAAGACCGAUGCAAACACGUUUGCACUACUUGAAGAAGAGGAAAAGGAAGAAGAAAUCAUUGAAGAAGAGCCUGUAGAAGAUUCUCAACAAGUUGCAUCAGCUGAAGAGGAAGAAGAAACUGAAGAACAAAUUAAGACAAUUACCGAAAGAACAAAGACGAUAAUGUCAUGCUAUUUCGAGGAAGGAGAGAUUGACGAAACAUUAGAGUCAAUAGAAAAAGACAACUUGCACAAAACUAAAUACUUUAUCCGUGGUGUUGCAUUGGCUGCAUGCGAAAACAGCAGAGAAAAUGAAAUUAACGACGCUGUCAAAUUGUUGAAGAAGCUCAAAGAAGGCCCCGUAGCCGUGGAUAUAGACACUUUGGUUGACGGAUUCAUUAGAUACUUUACACUCCUCGUCGAAGAAGAAAUAUAUAUUGAUAUUCCAGAAAUUUUCCAACAUAGCGGCAAAUUUUUGGGAAGGCUCAUUUUUGAAAAGGCUCUGUCAUUUGAUGGUUUUUAUGACAUAUUAAUGACUGUGGUGCUCGAUGAAGAAAGUCCUUUGCAAGAGUCAUAUGCCUUGGAGAUACUUCAAAACUUAUAUGAAACCGUCUGCUCUGAAUGUGAAUAUAACGAUGCUUUGAAGAAGCCAAUACAAACUUAUCAAGAAGAGCUUGUCGAUCACUUAUUUUUGGCAGAGAUUGAGGAUGGAAAGCAUCUUUUGAACAAUGCUAUGGAUUUGAUGAGCAUAUUCAAUCCUACCGGAGAAACAUAUGCAAAAUUCUGCUCAUUUAUCGAAGACAAAGGUUACGGAUGCUUUGAGCCAUCCAUUUAUUACAACAAAUGUGUUAACGAAAAGGAAAAGUCUCAACUAACCGACUUUAUUGCAGUUCUAUCAGACGAACAAAUACUAUCAGGAAUUUUGCAUGCAAAAUGUAAUGAGGACCCUGUUGCAAACGUUGAAGAGUUUAGAGAAAUUUUGUUAGAGGAAGUGCGAGAAAAGUUAGAGGAGGACUAUGAACGUUCAUUGAUUGGUAUUGCCCAACAUGCAUGCUGUACACGUGCAAAGUUUGACAAGUUAAAACCUCUACUGAAUUUAUUUGUGGAAAUGAAGCUUUUGAAUGAAUCUGUUGUUUCGCGAUAUUAUGAAGGAGAAUUGACAGUUGAUCAUCCAGGGUAUGAGCAAGUGAAACCUUUUUUGCAAUAA